AAUCCCAAAUCAAGAUUUAAUUAAACCAUUUCUUUCAAUACCAAAAUGUCCAAUAAUCUUGAAGCAUUUUUGCACAGCAUUAUUGUUGCUAGUAGUUCAGAUGCUGAGCUGGUAUCCAAUACUGUACUGCCACAAUUGAGGGAUCUGAUAAAGGCAGUAGUCACUGAGACAUUUGACCAAGAAUUGAAGCCCGUGAUUGAGGAUUUGUUUCGUACAAUUGUACAAGAGGUACUUGAAAGCAAGCUGUCAGUUGUUCAGAGGAACCCGGAGGAUGAGAUCCUCGCUUCAAACCCGAGAGCCUUGAAGCUGAAGUUUAUAGAAAAGGCGGUCGUUUCUCCAGUUUAUACCGGAGUGGAAAUCAAAGGAGAAGGCGGUUGUCCUCUUCGGGUGGCUUUGUUUGAUGAUAUCACUGGAAAUAUUGUGGUCUCUGGACCUAAUGCCUCUCUAGAAGUCGAAAUUGUUGUGCUCAAGUUCGACUUUGGUGCUGGUGGAAAUGAUUCUUGGACAGGUCAAGAAUUCAUUGACAGCAUUGUGAGAGAAAGGGAAACAAGAAGGAAUUCCAGGAGACCAAACUCUCUUCUUACCGAACGUGUUCUUGUGAAACUAGACAAAGGUGUUGGCAAUGUGCACAAUGUUAAAUUCAGACACACUUCGAGUCAUAUGAAGAACACUCAGUACCGCCUCGGGGCACAUGUUACUCAUGAAGACCUUUCUCGUGGUACUCGAAUCCAAGAAGCAAUCACACACCCCUUUCUUGUCAAGGAUAAGCACAUCCUCCGUAACUUGAAGCACGAUACGCCAUCACUAUCUGAUGAUGUGUGGCGGUUAGUGCACGUUGGCAAACACACGUAUCACCGUCUACAAGAGAAAAGAGUUUUCACAGUGGAAGAUUUCCUGAUUCUACACCUCAGAGAUCCUAUGCUUCUUAAAAAAACACUUCGUAUGAAGCCAAGUAGUUUAGAAGAAACACUGAACAAUGCUAAAAGAUGCAUCAACAACAAGAUAUACUGUCAUACCGAUUCCCAUCGAGACAGGGGGGUGGUUUUCAACGUUUUUGGUCAGGUUCUUGGACUAAUUCGUGGAUCACAAUAUAUACCCACUGAUGAUCUCUCACAAGAUGAGAUGGCUAAUGCCCCGGAAUUGUUAGCAUCUGCAUAUGAACAUUGGGAGGAGGAGGUAGAGUGUUUCGACGAGCUGACAUCACUUGUGCAAAAGUUUCCUCCUAAGCUGCUAUCCAGGUCCACAAGUUUGAUUAAUGGAAUGUUUGAAGAGUUGUAUGAUGAAAACGAAGAUGAUGGAGCCGGUUCUAGUACUGCAAAUGAUUUCGGUUCUACAACCUGUCCUCUGAACAAAGAUGAACUAAUGGCAUUGUUUUUCGAAAUCGAAAGGCAAGCUAAUGAGGCAAGUCGAGCCACGAAUGAACCUCGGAAUGGUUCUAUCGCUAAUGGAAAAGUGUUGAAGAAGUGGAAGAUAUUGGUGAACAUAGUGAAAUGGCCGGCUAACACAAAGAAGAGGAAGAGGUGUGGCCAUAUUGGAAGUUCAUGUUCAAAAGAAGGCUAGACACUCUUAAUUCACUUCAAUUCUGAUCUGUUCUUGGUUACAGCCUAACAAGAUAUUUGGAGGACAAGAUCAGAAUAUGAAGAGAAUAAUGCACAAGUCUUUGACCACUUUCUCAGAUCUGGGUUUCUGCACUUUUAACUUUCAUCUUCUACUAAUAUUUGUAUUUUUUUUUUUUUCCUCUCAUCUCAUUUCCUUUUCAUUCUUCUUGGCUCUGGUCUCAAAUUUUUUGUAAAGUUUAAUUACAAUAAUUUAAUCUAAAUUAUUGUAAUUUAUUUGUUAUUUUU
Messenger RNA from Ipomoea nil (Japanese morning glory), 1844 nucleotides. RefSeq names its product calmodulin-binding protein 60 B-like. Lineage: Eukaryota; Viridiplantae; Streptophyta; Magnoliopsida; Solanales; Convolvulaceae. Gene Ontology annotation, cellular component: nucleus. Gene Ontology annotation, molecular function: DNA-binding transcription factor activity; sequence-specific DNA binding; calmodulin binding. Gene Ontology annotation, biological process: regulation of salicylic acid biosynthetic process. The transcript is spliced from 9 exons. The coding region runs from base 46 to 1560 and encodes 504 amino acids. The record is from RefSeq and is a predicted model, not a curated record.